Messenger RNA from Scutellospora calospora, 1750 nucleotides. NCBI's taxonomy places the organism in Eukaryota, Fungi, Glomeromycota, Glomeromycetes, Diversisporales, Gigasporaceae. The record is from the annotation of a GenBank genome assembly.
AUGUUCUGGUGUUGUUCGACCUGGUGAAGUUAUGGCCAUAAUGGGUCCAUCUGGCGCAGGUAAAUCAACCUUACUAGAUUUAUUAGCAGGAAGAAAAGAUCCAAAGAUGAUGUCAGGGGAAAUUUUACUUAAUGGAGGGGCGGGUGAAGUAAAAUACGUCUCACAAUAUGUCAUGCAAGAUGAUGCGCUAAUGGGCGUAUUGACUAUAAAAGAAAAUAUUCAAUUUGCUGCUGACUUAUGUUUCUCUUCCAAUGUGAGUUCAGAAGAAAGACAUUCUCGUGUACAACAAAUUAUAGAAGAAUUUGGUUUAGAUAAUGUUGCUGACAGUAAAAUUGGUACAGUUUUCGUACGUGGUGUUUCAGGCGGUGAAAAACGGCGUGCGUUGAUUGCAUCACAAGUUGUAACCCUACCAAAAAUAAUAUUCUUGGAUGAGCCAACUACCGGCCUUGAUUCUGCUGCUGCCUAUAAUGUUAUGAAAUCCAUUGUCUUGAUGGCUCAAAGACAUAAAUUGACUGUAAUUGCUAGUAUUCAUCAGCCAUCAACUGAAACUUAUUCUUUAUUCGAUAAAUUAUGCUUGAUUGAUAGAGGUCAUAUGAUAUAUUUCGGUAAACGUAAAAAUGCCACUUCUUACUUUGAGAGCUUAGGUCAUGUGUGUCCUCAAUAUUCAAAUCCUGCAGAUCACUUUCUCCGAGUGAUAAACUUUGACUUCAUUCUGAAUAAAACUGAGACAGAAAAGUGUAUUAAUAAUUUCAUUAAUUCUUAUAAUCAAUCCGAAGAAAAUUCUAGUACAUUAACUGAGAUUUGUAGCAUCACAAAGUCUUUUAAUAACAGUAAUUUCUCUUCAUACUCUUUUCAAUCAACUCGUCGUUACGCCCGCAGCUUCUUUGUCCAAACCUGGUUUUUAACCAAACGCUCAUUUAAAAAUGCUAUGUGUAAUAUCUUAAUGUUUUGGAUUCGUGCCGUUAUGUAUAUCUGUCUAGCUUUGUUGAUGGGUUCAAUUUGGUGGCAAAUUGGUUUUUCUCAAAAAGAUAUUCAAGAUCGCUUCUCUGCACAUUUUUUUUCAAUCAAUUUUCUCUCUUUUAUGAGCAUUGCCGGUAUACCUGGAUUUUUGGAAGAACGUUUACUUUUCCAACGUGAACGUGGAAAUAAUUUUUAUUCAGUUGGUUCUUAUGUGUUAGCAAACACAAUAAUUUCUAUUCCAUUUGUAAUGAUUAUUACCACUUCGUUCGCGGUCUUCGCUUACCCAAUGAUUGGUCUAAAUGGCGGAGCUACCAACGCAACCAUUUAUUACGUGCUUCUUUUCCUUGCUGUUUACGUAUCUGAAUCAAUGGUCGUUUUUAUUUCAUCAAUCAUCCCUAUUUUUGUAGCCUCACUUGCCAUAGUUGCUUUCUCUAAUGGUUUCUUUGUAAUGGUUGAAGGUUUCUUACGAAAUAAUGAAAUUCCAAUUUAUUUGAAAUGGGCUCAUUACAUUGAUUAUCAAAAAUGGGCUUUUGAAGGAAUUAUUCAAAAUGAAUUUAUUGGUUUGACUUUUGAUUGCGAUAAAAUCUCCAAUAAUCCAGUACAAUAUCAUUGCAUUUAUGGUGAUUUAACUGGUAACAAAGGGAAUUUUACUGGUAAAGAUGUCUUGGAUAGCUAUGGUUACACGGAUAUUAAUAUUUUGAUUUGGGCGAGUGCUAAAAUUUCAGCUGAAGUUUCAACAAUUCGUGCUGCAGUAUCCAUGUUUGCCAGAGAUUUUGCAAAUUAUUAUUAA